This is a messenger RNA of Olea europaea var. sylvestris, 692 nucleotides long. Its product is annotated as cytochrome c oxidase assembly protein COX19-like. NCBI's taxonomy places the organism in Eukaryota, Viridiplantae, Streptophyta, Magnoliopsida, Lamiales, Oleaceae. Bases 202 to 483 code for a protein of 93 amino acids. The record is from RefSeq and is a predicted model, not a curated record. The transcript is spliced from 4 exons.
UCGUAGCUAAUGCCCAGACUCCAACCCCACGGGAACCCCAAUCCCUAAUUUCCCAAUUAUUCAAACGUGCGGUGUUUUCAUGUAAAAUCCAUCCGUGCUCCUAGAUACUAAAACGCGAUAUGAAUUUACAGUUGAUGGAUUUCUGAAGUAUAAGUUCAAGAAAGUGAGAACGAAAAAGAAAACAAUAAGCAAAUCUGACAAAUGAGUGCAGGUGGAGCGUUUGGUGGAAAUAGAGGAUUGAGCCCAGUACCACCAGAAAAAGGAGUAUUCCCUCUAGACCACAUGCAUCUCUGCGACCAGGAGAAGAAAGACUAUAUCAAUUGUUUAAAAUCUGCUGGCCAUAAAUCUGAAAAUUGUAGACACUUGUCUAAAAAGUACCUCGAAUGCCGUAUGGAAAGGAACUUAAUGGCAAAGCAAGACAUUUCGGAACUUGGAUUUGCAAGGGAAGCCGAUGUAGAGGAAAGUAGUAAUGAAGAAGGAUAGAUAAAUGAAAGAAAGUUAGUAUUGCGUUCACACACUAAACAUUUGCUGAAUGAUGAAAUAAGAAUUGAUUGUAUUAUUUUUGGAUCAAAUAAUGAUAGCCCUGUUGUGCAUGAGGUGUGUUUGUGUGUCUGAGUGCAGUAAUUCAUAUUUGGCUUAGCUUAAAGUGGGGGAAAAAAUGAAGAAAGCCAAAACUGGCUUCAUUUUGUGUU